UUCAUUUCACAGUUCAUUUCAUUUCCACUCACGCCCCCCGAAUCAAGCAAUUGAAGGCGAUGGGGGAUCUGUUUCGAGUUCGAUGAUCGUGGCUUUAGUUUCUGUUUCUAUUCUUUCUCUGUCUCUCGCUCUUCCGCUCUUUAGUAUCUGACUUUUUCUUUCUCUUUGCAUCUGCUGCAUCAUCAGCAUCAUCAGCAUCGUCAAUCUUUUCUCUGCGUUGAUUCCUCAUCAUCUGCUGCAGUUGCAGCCAGCAGUUACCGUCCGGAUCUCCGACUGACUUAUAGUCCACUCACUCACUAAGACCGAUCUGACCCAGUUUUCCAUUUUGGCCCCUCCUUGCGUCUUUUUGUUCCCAUUCCUCUAGAUUCCUGCCAUCUAUCCUCCUAUCACAACUCGUGCCGAUGCCCGUCCCACGAACCGCAUCCCAAGGAACAGGAACCGGCCGGCGACCAUCCUUGACGCUUAACGCCGCGCCGCCUCUUACGGCUACGGCUACGGCCACUGCCACUUCCACAUCAUCCUCCGCCAUCGCUUCGCCGCUCCCACCAACAACCCCCAAUCCCCUCUCUGCGACUUCCGCCUCUUUCGCCCAAUCCACCAAAAACCGGCAUGCUGCCCGUCAUACCAGAGCUACCUCGUGGACUUCCGGUCACGACCAAGGCGGCGAUCCCUCAUCCGCGACCUCUGCGAACUUCCCGCUCCACCAACACCAACAACGCCGUCGUCGUGAAUCCAACCUCUCUCUAGCCGACGUCUCCGAAGGCUCCUCCGGCCGCUACGAGGACUACGACCACGACCACGACUCCCACAACAUGGCCUCGAGGAACACCUCACUCGACUGGGGCCAUGCCCGCAGUCGCUCCCACAGUCAGUCGCAGUCCGCCCUGUUGCGACCUCAAGAAUUGGCCGAUACGCCCGCCGCGGCGCCGGGCUCGCGCCCCGCCCCGGUGACCUGGAUGUCCCUGCCGAAGAAGGGCCAGCUCGCUCUGCUGGGGCUCUGCCGGGUGUUCGACUUUCUGCAGAUUGCCUCCCUGCAGGCCUACAUGUUCUACCAGCUGAAGUCCUUCGACGAGAACCUGUCCGACGCCGAUGUGUCCACCCAGGCCGGAAUCCUGCAGGGCGCGUUCACCGCUGCGCAGUUUGCGACCGCCAUCCCCUGGGGUCGGGUGGCCGACGCGGAGUGGGGCGGCCGGAAGUUCGUGCUGCUGGUGGGCUUGCUGGGCACCGCCCUGUCCUGCUUCGGGGUCGCCUUCGCGACCUCGUUCGCGCAGGCCGUGUUCUGGCGCUCCUUCGGCGGCGCCAUCAACGGCACCGUCGGGAUCAUCCGGACCAUGAUCGCCGAAAAUGUCAAGGAGAAGAAGUACCACUCGCGCGCGUUCUUGAUCUUGCCGAUCGGGUUUAAUGUGGCCGCCUUGUUUGGGCCCGUGAUGGGUGGCAUGCUGGCCGAUCCGGUCAAGGCUUAUCCCCGGUUGUUCGGGCCCGACUCGUCGUUCGGCGGCGCCAACGGUGUGCAGUGGCUGAUCCGCUAUCCCUACGCUUUGCCCAUGCUGGCGAACGCCAUUUUCUUGUCGUUCGCGGCGGCGUGUGUCGCCAUCGGUCUGGAAGAGACUUUGGAAGCUUGUAAAGGCAAACCCGGUCUUGGUGUCUUUUCGAUGCGCAUUUUCGCGCGCGGUGUUCGCGCCGUGGUGCCCUCGUCUUCCCCACUGUACCACCGGCUGCCGUUCGCCGACUACGAAGAGGCAGGCCCUCUACUGGGUCGCCGGGACACGGCCGAGAGCUACGAGAUGGAGGAGAAGGCCACCAAACACACUCGUCAAAGCCGCAGCUUGCCCUUCCGGCGGAUCUGGACCAAGAACGUGCUGUGCACGCUGCUGGCGCAGGCCUUCUUCGACUUCCAAAUGGGUGCCUUCAACAACCUGUGGCUGUUGUUCCUUUCGACCCCGCGCUACGACGCCAACGACCCCACGAGCCCCCUGCAGAAGCUGCCCUUCAUCUUCACCGGCGGCCUGGGGAUGCUGCCGCAGAGCGUGGGCUUCGCGACGGCCAUUUUGGGUAUCAUCGGCAUGCUCCUGCAGUUCACCAUCUACCCCAGCAUCAACGGCCGUCUGGGCACGGCCAAGAGCUACCAGUACUUCCUGACGCUGUUCCCCCUGGCGUACGCGUUCGCGCCGUACAUCGCGCUGGCGCCGUCCACGGUGCCGCCGCCGGGCCAGGCCAACGGCGGCUGGGUGUGGUUCUCGAUCAUCGUGGUGCUGUUCCUGCAGGUGACGGCGCGGACGUUCACGCUGCCGACCUCGAUCAUCCUGUUGAACAACUGCUCGCCGCACCCGUCCGUGCUAGGCACGAUCCACGGGAUCGGCCAGUCCGUGUCCUCCGCCUUCCGGACCAUCGGGCCGAUCUUUUCGGGGUCGUGGUACGGGUACGGGCUGGAGAUGGGCAUGGUGGGCUUCGCCUGGUGGCUGGUGGCGCUGGUGUCGGUGUUCGGCUGCGUGGCGGCGAUCUUCGUGUAUGAGGGGUCGGGGCACGAGAUUCUUCUUCCGGGCGAGGCGGAGGAGUAGCUCGCUGCGUCUCCCUGUCUUGUCUUGCAUUUCUUCGGUUGUCGAUCUUUCCCUGUAUAUAAUUGACGUGUUCGUGUUCCGGUUGGCCUUUUGGGGGAUCGGUCGCCUGUCUGCAUUUGUUUGGUUUUGUUAUGAGCGUUUCGCUACGGAUACCUGUUACGUUUGCGUGGAUGCCGGAAAAGAGGGCGAGAAGGAUAGAUGAUGAAUAUAAUCGAUU
Messenger RNA from Aspergillus japonicus CBS 114.51, 2775 nucleotides. Its product is annotated as putative MFS transporter. Gene Ontology annotation, biological process: transmembrane transport. NCBI's taxonomy places the organism in Eukaryota, Fungi, Ascomycota, Eurotiomycetes, Eurotiales, Aspergillaceae. Gene Ontology annotation, molecular function: transmembrane transporter activity. The coding region runs from base 402 to 2558 and encodes 718 amino acids. The record is from RefSeq and is a predicted model, not a curated record. The transcript has 4 exons.